CAGCAAUCAUUCCAAGGGGUUGAAGUGAAGUAGAGAUGAAAAGACAUUCCGGUUUCGUCACCCAACGCCUCUUGUCAUUUAACCCCAUCUACUCAAAUCAGCUACCAAUUCGAAUUUUGAAACCCAAAAAGAGGGCCCAAAUCUGCAGCUUCCCAACGUCCUUCUUCAAACAGGUCCUGGAACCGGAGCUCCGCUUCUUCAUUACCGGGCUUCACCACACUGAUCAGUGAUCAUCCAUCACUCUGAUACCUUCUCUUCCACCAGUUAAUGUUCUUUAACCCAACCGCUCAUUGUCCGUACCAGAGGUUUUUCCUCUUUCUCUGUCUUUGUUUGUGAGUUUACUUUGCUUGCUUUCUUUGCUUUUGUGAAAGUUUUGACCUUUGUCUUCUAGGAUUUAAAGUGUGCUUAAGCUUCUGUCUUUUUCUUUUUUUCUUUGGGUGGAUUGAGGAGAAAGUUUUUUGUCUUUGAUCAAUGGAAUGGCUCCUGCUCAUGAUAUGAAUGUCUUCAUUUGUUGUAAUUUUUCCUGUUGUUUAUCCAUCUUAUUUGAAGUGCUUCACUUUUGGCAUCGAAAUGAUCCAAAAGUUUUUGUCUUUGCAGCUCCAUUCCUGACAUUCUGUCUAUGGAUGACCCUGUUUACGAAAUCAUGAACCCCUCUGAGAUCCCUGGAACCUCCUCUUCUCCGGUAAUCAAAGGGGUUUAGGGUAACUUCUCUAUUUUAUCAGUCAAUUCUGUCUUAAGGCGGCAUUCUGAAAUUUCUGUAUGCAGGAAUCAUCGAUAACCAAACACCAAAGUUUAAUUGACGAAAAUGUUGCAGGCCCGGUUGUCCCUUUGAUUAGGAAUCCUAAGAUUUCUUUACUAUAUGAGAUUGAAGGUACUUCUCGUCCCAGGAUUACUAAGCUUUCUGAUACGAAGAUCAUCAGAAAAAUCAAGGAGGGACUUCCUGAAAAUGACUGGAAUGAGCUGACUGCGGGAUGUUUUGGGAACAUCCUUAAACUGGUAGAACAAGUUCAAUUCUCAGCUCAACUUGUAUUCCACUUGUUGUCCAAACAAAUUAAGACAAGCAGGAAACAUGAGCUGUGGUUUCUCAUAGCUGGGAGACCCUUGAGAUUUUCUUUACAAGAGUUUGCUAUUGUAACUGGAUUGAACUGUGGGACCUGGACUAAUCCCAAAGGGGACAAGGAGGAGCUGAAGAUUCUUGGGGGAGAAAGAUGCCAAAUUGGAAAUUUACAAGGAAUAUUUGAGAAGGCUGAGGGGUUGGACAAGAUGAAGAUUGCUCUGAUAUGGUUGUUGGAGGGCGUACUACUCGGGCGAGGUUCGACCAAGUACAUCAGAACCGAAUAUGUGGAGAUGCUUCAUGAUAUGAGACAAUUCAAGGAGCUCGCUUGGGGCCGUGUCAUCUUUGAUGAUUCGCUCAACUCUUUAAAGGAGAUGUUUCAACGGAGGAAGACUAUUCAGCCCUCUACACAAAAAAAUGAUAGGAAAGAAAACUAUAGUUUGUGUGGGUUUCCAUUAGCCUUGCAGGUAUGGGCUUAUGAGGCUAUCCCCGGGAUUGGUGAAACAUUGGCUAAGCCAAUUCACACUGAUCUCAAUGAGGGACCUUUAUGCCUCAACUGGUCUGCACCAAAGACCUGGCGUUAUGAAGAAAUAUCACUUCAGUUCAAUAAAGUUGAUGUGAAUGAUAAAGAUCAACUUAAAUCCAUACUGACUACCGAGCACUAUGAUUUGGGGCAUUUAACGUAUGAGGAUGAUCAAAUUAGUUUAAUCAUGGAUAACAUAUUGAAGGGUUAUGACUAUGAAGUUACUGUAGUUAAAGAGAGUGUCGAAAGGUUAGACACUGCUGCUGAGGGUGAUGCUGCAGCUUCUGGAGUUUCAAGGCAUACAUCCGAAGAAGGAUUAUCGGCUUCAGAUGAAAAAAGGACGGAAUCAGUAGAAACAAUAUUAGCCGAGCUACGAAAGGCCCUCAGCUUGGGCUCUCAGGUUGUCCCCGCUGCUGCAACUGCUGUUUCAGACGAAGAAUGGAAGAAACGCGUGGAACAUAGGUUAGACUGCUUGGAAAAGGCUGUUCACCAGUGGGUUUCGCUGCCAGCCUAUGCUGUUCCCCUUGCUGAUAGUCAUGAAUACUCCAAAUUUGACUGCAAAUUUUCUGCUGAGAACAUCUAUUCGAGCGCGCCUUCUGAAGGUUUUUCUUCCCCUGAUCUUCGUUCUGUCAAGGAAAAAUCAGAUAUUGCAAACUCUCCUGUCAAACAGGUUGGUUUGAUUCGGAAGGCCUGGAAAUUUUUGUGGUAAAUCUGAUUAGAUAGAUAUAUUUGUCACUGCAGCAUCAGUAAUGCACAGGAAAUCCUUUGGGAUAACUUGCAUGUUUAAUACUUUGGCCAAGACUCUUAUCUUGGGAUUGGGACGAGAAAAAGUGAGUCCUACUAUGUUUAAAUGUAAGUAUUUAGUUUAACGCUAACAAUUAGUGAACAUCUUCCUUUGGAUUCCCCUAGCAUUGGAUCCUUAAUCAACGUUUAAAUAUUUUUCUCUAUGCAUGAAAUGUGUCAGUUUUGACUUAUAGAAUCAGGUUUUGUUGUUCUGGGACUGAAUAUUUUUAUUUGCACCUUUGCCUAAAAAUAUGGAAAAACGGGUGUGGUUUGUUUAUAGUUUAUACAACGAUG
Messenger RNA from Oldenlandia corymbosa var. corymbosa, 2654 nucleotides. The record is from the annotation of a GenBank genome assembly. Lineage: Eukaryota; Viridiplantae; Streptophyta; Magnoliopsida; Gentianales; Rubiaceae.